AUGAAAACUGCGAUUCUUCUUCUUCAAUUUGUGCAGCUUGCUUUGGGAGCAGUUACAGUAGCCCAACUCAAUUCAACAAAAAUUUCUGAAAAAACGAAUACGACAGAACAUCAUAUCGAUGAAAUUUUGCUCGGGAAUUUGGUUUUGGAGGUUGAAAAUGAAGCGAAUCUGGAGCUGCUGAAAAAAAACUCUCAAGCACGACAUAAACAAAACGCUCGAAGAAUUCAACCUGACAAUGUCGACUUUCAACGAAAGCAGCUCCAGUUUUCCCGAAUUAGUGAUUCUGCCAAUUUUCAUCGAGGAGCCCGAAAACACGACCUUGCCGGCAUGGUCAGUUUUGGAAGAAGCGAUGAGAAACUUGACAACUGUCGCGCUUGGAGAAUUUCCAAAUACAGGAACAGCCUGAUCAACUAUGUUUUCGAGCUCUCAAAAGUGUCCAGCAUCAAAUUUCUGCGCGAAGUGAAUCUUUCUGAUGAAGGGCUUUUUACAAUUUUGCUGGUUUCCGUCUUUGGCGGAAUUUUUGUGCUUCUAAUUGCGAUCAUUGUUCUUGGAGCCUUUAUUUACAACAAACGAAAUACAUCUGGAGAGCUUCAAAUCUCUGCUUCAACAAAUCAAGUUCCAGGUUUGAUUUCGGCAAACAAGUGUCCUAUCGGAUUCACUGAUUUGAGAGAAAGUGACGAAGAUCCCGAAUUCAAGCAUGGAAGCUGCGCCAAAGUUGUGAACAGCGAUGAUCAAUCAGGUUUAACAUGGCAUGAAGCGCGCGAUUACUGUGUCCGUGUUUACGAGGGCCACUUAGCGGAUGUCGAGCACAAUGCUCCGAACUCUUCUCGCAUGAGGGCGCUAGCUGUGCCGAUUAAUUUCGCCGAAAACAAGGCAAUUUCGCUUCUCGUCAAGAAGAAUAAAGAAGGAAAGCUUCCCUUUCUCUGGCUCGGAUUCACUGACGAGGAUCGGGAAGGGUACUGGAUGAACGUUUUUGGAAAACAAGCCGAGUUCACCAAUUGGGGAAGAACUUCCACUGGCGUUUACAAUCCUGAUAACGCUCGUAAAACCAUCAAAGUUGAGGGAAAAAGAAUCGAAAUCGCUCAACAUUGUGUCAACACGAAUUUCCGAUGGAGUCAGCUUUGGGACGACAACUUUUGCAACAGAAAAUUCAUGGCAGUUUGUCAGGUGCACAGAUGCCCAGCCAGCGGUUGCAAGUACGAAAGUGGAGAGUGCCGUCCUGGCUGGACCGAUUUGAGGCCGAAAACGGACGAUAUUGAGGAUGGAUAUUGCGUGACGCUGAUUAAUAAGCUGCCUUGGGAUUAUGCGAGAAUCAUGUGCGACAAUUUGGAGGCCCAUCUUUUUUUGAUCUCGGAAAGAAUUCCUAACAAAACAAUGAAUAAUUUGAUAACCAAAUUUGUCCGAGACGAGUAUCCGAAAGAAGAGUACAAGGGAGAGAUCACCAUUCCACUCGUCUGGCUCAGCUACAAGAAACAACAGCUGCUCGGGAAAUGGCCAGAGGAAUACGACUGGGUGAACUACCGACGAAUGGUCGCCGAGUAUCUUCCCUGGGGCAUCGGCUGGUACGGCCAAAAACUCCCCGACGACGAAAUCAAGCGACAUCCCCAUCUCGAAGGUCAAACCGAAUAUCAGGACUGCGCAGCGCUCAUGGCGGACCAAGGCAAAUGGGACGACAUGUGGUGCAGCUCGCAUCUCCGAGCAGUUUGCCAGCAAAACAAGUGCUACACGGCAGAGACUUGUCAACCCGUGGAAGUGACUCCUUUUCGGGUCCCGCCGCCGUCCGAUCCUGAUGGGGAGGAUUGGAAAGGACCUGGUUCGAAUUCUCAAAAUCUCAUCGGCACAGGCGGUCCCGGUAGUACAGGGACAGAAACUGGAACGGACGGGCUUGGUGGCUCGACCGGUACUGCUACUGGAACUGGAAUUGGAGGAAAAGGAACUGGAUCUGGCACGGAUACCAACAUUGGUACAGGAGGAGAAAACAAAUAUCCGACUCCUUGGCCGAAAGAACCAGGAGAACCGGGAGGAACUCAGAGCACUCCUUGUUGCGGCGCAAAACAUUUGUAUGACUCGUCAUUUCGUCUCCUCGCCAGUCUACUUGUCUUUGCACUACUGUAA
Messenger RNA from Oikopleura dioica, 2115 nucleotides. The record is from the annotation of a GenBank genome assembly. Lineage: Eukaryota; Metazoa; Chordata; Appendicularia; Copelata; Oikopleuridae.